AUGGCCGCUGUCCUCUCCUCGUCUGAGGACAGCAGCUACUUUGGCGCUGCCUCGCUGCGUCGCUCCCAGUCGCAGCCCACCUUUGUCGGGGCACCCUCACCUCGUUUCCCUGCCGCUCACAGCAUCGGCGCCUCCUACUCGCCGCCCUCAAAGUUCUACCCCGACUCCGAACUCUCCUCGUCUCCUCCCACCAUCCAAACAGAGUCCACCGACGUCUCUCUUGCCUCGACGCCCGCCAGCAAUCUGUCCAUAUCCUCCGACUAUGACGAUACCUUGGCCUUGGACGAAGACUCGCCCGACGACCACUUCAGCCUACCCCUGCUCUCCCAGGACAAGUUUUACCUGCAUCCAGAAAUCCAACACGACGACAACCUAGAACCCCCGCCGAGCCCCAAAACGGGGGAUUCCUUCAACGUAUCUCCUGCCGACGCUGACACCUCGGCGCUCCUUUCCGGAUCUGAAACGCCGGACCGUGUCGAGCACGCCGAGGAUGACAGUGCCAUCGCGACCAAGCCUUCACGCCAAGUCGACUACCUGUCACACGACUGGAAAGAGGAAGACAUUUGGUCGUCGUGGAGAUAUAUUGUCGCCAAGAGAGGCGAAUUCCCCAAUAGCAAGAGACUGGAGAAUGCGUCGUGGAGGACAUGGAUGAAGGCCAAGAAUAACCUAAAAACCAUUUCCGCCGAGGAGCUGAACUGGCUCAAAGACUGCGACGUCACCUGGCUUUAUGGGCCACUGCAGUCCGGCUCGAGUCGUCUCCACCCCACGCAAACGGAGCCUUCCAGCGAGUCUCUAUCCAAGUCAGAGUCCUUGGUCAACCUCGACAAGAAGCCCAUCCUCAAGAAGCGGAGCAUGUCGGAAGUCAUGCUGCAGAGGUCGUUGACGUCGUCUUCGCUGCUCAAGCAGGCCACGGCUGCCGUCCAGGCACAGGAGACGAGAGCCGUUCUCCGACCGACCAUGGCGCGAGCAAGCACUGACUGCUAUCUCACCUUCCCGCUCUCUGCUAGGAGGUCAAGCGCCGACAACAAUAGCUCCGUGACCCAGUCGACAGACUCAUCGGGCUUCUCUUCUCCCUUUCCCGAACGGAAGCACAUUCACUUCAACGAGCAGGUUGAGCAGUGCAUUGCCGUCGAUGUCAAGGGCGACGAUGAAGACGACGAGGCCGACGUCGACCGUUACGGUGAAGACAGCGACUCUGACGACGGCGUCGUGAUGAAGCGGGUUAGGUCAAAGAAGCGCGCCCCCUUGACGAGAAAACGGACCAAGAAGGCGGCGCCCGCCGAGGGCAAGACGAUUGCCAUGCUCCCUUCGACAACGCUCAAGUAUCGCGAGGACACGCCUGAGCCCUACGAGUCGGCUAUGAAACACGGCAUGGGCGUCUAUAGCAGCCCCAUGAUCUCGCCGUCGUCUUCCCAGGAGACACUACGACCUACCAAGCAAGCUUCGGCCUUUUACUUCGGCGAGGAGGAAGACUACGAAAUCAAGGAUGGGCCGCAGAGUCCACCCUCUGGCUGGCGCUCCCCCCCCUUUGACCGGGCUGGAGGGGGACUGCAACGGUCAACCUCCACGGGGAGCCUCUCGGAUCAACCUGUCGGUAUGCGUCGCACCUCUUCCGGCAUGUUCAUGCCCUUUGAGGGGGACGAAUCCUCGACCGGCGAUGGCAUUCUUGGGCGAGUCAUUGACACCGUCAACACAGCGCGCGACAUAGCUCACGUCAUCUGGAACGUUGGCUGGAGGAAGUGA
Hirsutella rhossiliensis is the source of this 1743-nucleotide messenger RNA. Its product is annotated as protein phosphatase type 1 complex subunit Hex2/Reg1. The transcript has 2 exons. Gene Ontology annotation, biological process: cellular response to glucose starvation; protein catabolic process in the vacuole. Bases 1 to 1743 code for a protein of 580 amino acids. The record is from RefSeq and is a predicted model, not a curated record. NCBI's taxonomy places the organism in Eukaryota, Fungi, Ascomycota, Sordariomycetes, Hypocreales, Ophiocordycipitaceae.